AUGGCUGACGUUACAGUUGAUGAAGUAGUGGACUCUUUAGUUAAAGAAAUAGAGAAUGAAAUGGAAAAUACAAUAAGUAGUACAGACCAUGUACCCUUACUCCCCGGAAUAAAACCAACAUAUCAGAUACCGUUGAAAGAUAUAGGCAAUGACACCAUGGAAAUGAUUGUCAACUAUAAUACUGAUACUAAUGGUAUUACUAGUAGUACAAUCGAGAGUGAAGAUAGAGAAGCACAAGAAGAGACAAUGAAUAGAACCAGCAGUUUAGAUUUAUAUCAUGAGAGUAAUUACAUCGAUGGUGAGCAAGAAGAAGAAGUUAUUAAGAGUGUCAGGGAGUAUACGUUGGCUGAUUAUGAUUUAAGUAUAGGAUCCAUUGGAACAUUGAGUACUGGCCAUCACGAUACAGCUAAAGAGGUAGAAAAUAAUGAGGAAGAGAAGUUAAUAAGUAAUGACAAUGAUGAUGGUGAGGAUAGCAUGCUUGAAACUAAGGAAAUUUUUUUAAAUAAUAAUGGGAAUGACCAUAAUACUGUAAGCAGGUCUCGAGAUACAUUUAAUGAAAAUACAGAUCUUAGAGAUGAUGAUAAACUCUUAGAGGAAAGAGCUCUAGAGAAUAGUGUACCCAGAAUGCAACAAGAAAAUGAUAAUCAUGAUGAAGAAAGCUUGGAUACUACGCCUUCAUUGAACGACAAAGAUAUAUACAAUGAAAUAGAAACGACCACUUGCUCCGAAAAUCAUGAACCUGACACUUUUUCCGAACACUCAUUGAUAGUAGACCAUGAGGACGUAGGUGACGUUCAUUUCAAACCUUUAUCAACUAUUGGAGGGUUGGGUUCAACAAAAUCAGACAUGAUAUUAACAUUACCCUCAAAUGAAAGUCGUUUGAAUAACAAUGAUUAUAUUGACUUUAAUGGAUCAUUUGAUUUACCAGGAAUCGUUGAUCAAGAUCCUAUUGUUAUGACUACUAUAUUUGAAGAUGGGGCCAGUACAAUGACAGAAAAUAUACCAACUAUGUCGAAAACUGGUCAACUACCAAACGAUUAUCUCUCUAUCUGGCAUUUUCAAAAUGGCGGUAAUAAUACUGCUAAAACACACACUGGAAAAGCAAAUUCUCCUGCAUUAAGUAGUGCUUCGAGAUUCUCAGAUGGUACAGUGACCACUUUGGUUAACUCAUUACAAGGUCAACAACAAACAGAUGGAACCCCUAGUAAUUCAAAUUUCUCGUUUAAACCACGUCUAGUUAGUAGAAGUAAAGUUCAUUAUCCAAAUUCAAAGGAAAGUAGCAGAGUAAAUUCAAGUGAAGUGAAUGCUGUUGUUAUUUCAGAAGGACAUCGACCUUACUCAAGAGUUUCUUCCUUAGGAACCAGUAACAUCUAUUCCAAUGGGGAGUAUGCGUUUAUGGGUGAUGUCAUCGAUAAUAGUAUUGACUUUUCAAAAGAAAACCCUCUAGAGUUUACAUUUAAUGAUAAUGGAGAUUUUUCUAAAUUAAAUUCUUUUUCUUUUCUACCUGAAACAAGUCUGGUUAAAAAGUUAGCAGAUGUUAGCCAUGGAGAUUCAUCUGAGACUUCAUUUCAAAACCUUGAACAAUCAUUAUCAACAAUAAUUGAUUUUGACAAGCCUAAUGUUCUUUCGAAUUACCUUGAGAACGAACUAGGUACUGGAUUUGGGGAUUUCCUCAACUUAAUUGAUGAAAAAAAUUCAGAUAACUUGCAAACCAAUAAUUCUGAAAUUAUUGAUUCUGAUUCAAUUAACCAGCCCAAAGAUCAAAAUAACAAUAUUCAGUCAGAGUCAAGUUCAAUUAAUAAUGAUACAAUCCUAUUCGAACAUUUUGAGUCCAGGACACCAGUCAAAAGUAUUGAGCCAAGACAAUUAGUAAGUAAAUCUCAUACUGAGAGUCCUAUCAAAGUUAUCGGAAGAAUAAAUCAUACACUCCCAACAAAACUUACGACAUAUGAUUCGAAUAAAAUUUCAAAACCUGAAUUCGUCGAGCCAUUUUCAGAAGACAGUGUAAUAGAGAACUCUGCAUCUUUGGAGCAAUCAAGUGUCGUAACAAAGGAAAGUUCUCUGCUUGAUGAAGCAGUCAUCCCAAAUGUGGAAGUGAUUACGAGAACUUUAACUGAUCCAUUACCGGAUGCAGGUAAACUUUACAUCUCAUUUGAAACAUUAUCAUUUUUCGAUUUGGAAGGUGUUGAAUCACAUAAAUCAAAAUUCUCCGUCCAAUGUAAACUUGGUGAUAUACAAUUAAAUACACCAUACAUGGCACUAACCAAUUCACAACUCGAUAUAAAGAAGGAUUUGGUUAUAACUCUUAAGGAUGAAUUUUUUGAACAACAGAAUAAUACACUAGAAAUUCUUAUUAAAUGUACGUACGAAAAAGUUAAAACGGAUUUAGUGCCAGUAAAAGAAAAGGUUCAAGUUGGUAAGAGACAUUUGUUCCGUAAGACCAAGUUUAUUUACAAGACUAGAUAUGUUCAAAGAGCCCUAGAUACUGACAGAUGGGAUCAUAUAUUCGGUCCUAAUGGUGAAUAUUGUAAAGGUUCAUACACAUUUUCCAAAGAUGAAUUAGAAGAGGUUAAAUUCCAGAAGAAGAAUAUUAGUAUAUCAUUAAAAAAUAAGUGGGCUAAAGGAUUAAACCCAUAUGAAGUAACAAGUUUGAGAACAAAAAUUAGUUGUAUCUCCAGAACUUCCAAGGACGAAAUCAUGCCAAAUGACAUAAAAGUGGCUAAUAGAAUUUUAGAUAAAUAUAGAAGACAGCAAAGCAUAUGCAAAUCGGGAUAUAUGAUUCAAGAUGGAGGUGAUUUAUCUGGUAGAAUACAGAGAAGAUAUUUUGAACUGGAUGGUAAUGUAUUAACAGCGUGUCAUGAAACAUCACAUAAGCCUCUUUUGUUAAUUAACCUCCUUAAUGUUAAAAAUGUUUCUGGUUAUGAGACUUAUGACGAGAAGGACAAAAGAAAAUUUACAAAUCUUACAGAUCUCAUCUUGCUAAAUGAAUGUAUUCAAUUAGUUUUCGAAAAUGGUGAAGUCAUAAGCUUUAACAUCGAAGGAGGGGAAGAGGAUAAGUCAGAUUGGUUUAUGAAACUAAACGAAGUUGUUCAAUUGAAUAUUUCACACCAACCUUGGGUCAAAAAUCUCCUUAGGGAAGAAAAAUUCAAAGACGGUUCAGUAGACAAUCUAAAAUAA
Molecule: messenger RNA, 3177 nt
Organism: Maudiozyma saulgeensis
Lineage: Eukaryota; Fungi; Ascomycota; Saccharomycetes; Saccharomycetales; Saccharomycetaceae
Source: the annotation of a GenBank genome assembly